This is a messenger RNA of Cavia porcellus (domestic guinea pig), 924 nucleotides long. It is a transcript of the gene Glrx2, whose product is annotated as glutaredoxin 2. Gene Ontology annotation, molecular function: protein-disulfide reductase activity. The coding region runs from base 422 to 793 and encodes 123 amino acids. The transcript is spliced from 4 exons. NCBI's taxonomy places the organism in Eukaryota, Metazoa, Chordata, Mammalia, Rodentia, Caviidae. The record is from RefSeq and is a predicted model, not a curated record. Gene Ontology annotation, cellular component: mitochondrion.
UCAGGGAGUGAAGGUGACUGGACCUAGUGAAAGGCCGAGGCUUUCCCAUUGUUUCUGGCUGGGAAAAAGGCGGUGCUUUCCUGACGCUUCUCUGCGGGAGAGGCGCCUCUCGAUCCUGCCGCUUGGCGUCUUCGUCCCAGCCAGCACGUCCGCUCACCGUCUUGGAGUAUCCCACUGCGUGGUAUCCGAACUCUUUAAGUCUCCCUACCAACCUAGAGACCCUCCUGAUCCAGUCGCAUCAGUGUUCCACUUAACUUCCUUUGUGCAUGACCUCUCCUUAACAGCUGAUAGUUUUUAUCAACCUCAACUAGUAAUUGAAAGGAAAAGGAUGCCUUUCUGAAAUUAAGUGUGUUUGGAAGGGAAGUGGGUAAUUUUUUGGAAUUCUCCUGGAUCUCGUUAUCCACGAAAAAAUUUUCUUCGGAUGGGGAACAGCACGUCAUCUUUGGGGGAGUCAGCAAAUACACCUGUGAAAGAGAUCCAGGAAAUAAUUUCUAAUAAUUGUGUGGUGAUUUUCUCAAAAACAUCUUGUUUUUACUGUACAACGGCAAAAAAGAUUUUCCACGACAUGAAUGUUAAUUAUAAAGUGGUGGAAUUGGACAUGCUUGAAUAUGGGAGCCAGUUUCAAGAUGCUCUUUAUAAAAUGACUGGUGAAAGAACUGUUCCAAGAAUAUUUGUCAAUGGAAUUUUUAUUGGAGGUGCAAUUGACACUUACAAGCUUCACGAAGAAGGAAAACUGCUUCCACUCGUUCGUCAGUGUUACUUAAAAAAAAGUAAGAGGAAAGAAUUUCAGUGACUUAGGUGCUAUAAUUAGCAAAUGUAACUAAAGUGAGGACACCAAUAAUGUCUUUUAAAUGAUGUUGAUUUAAAUAUGUGAAUUAUCUUCAUGAUGAUUAAAAAUAAUAAUAAAUUGCUAUGGAAACCUCA